AUGGAAGAAGAAAAAACGAAAAUGUAUGAAAAACAAUUAGAUAAACUUAUAAAUGCUGCUGAAGAAGAAAUGAAUUUAAGAGAUCAUCCAGAAAAAAUCGCCGAUUUACAACGUGAACUUCGCUUACGUGAAAAACAACAAGAAGACCUCAAUAAAGAACAAGGAAAAAUUGCCGAAGAAAUGCGCAAAGUUCAAGCAGCUCAGGCUGAAUUACAAACUCAAGUCGAUAAAAUCAAAGACGAACUUAUCGAAAACGAAAGACUUCUUACUGAAGCGUUAACUGAACGAGAAAGAUGGCAAGCAAAAAUUGAAGAACAACAAGUAUUGAUCGAUAGUAUUGAACAACAGAUAAGAGAAAAUGAAAAAGCACUUGAAGAACUAAAGCAACAACAACGUGAACUUGAAAUUAAACAAAAAGAUUUAAUAAAACACAUUGAUCAACUAAAUUCAAAUAUAACAAAAUUAGAAGCUAUUCUUAAAGAUGUAGAAGCUAGAGUUGCUCGUAUAGAAAAAGAAGUUGAAGAAACAGAAUUAAAAAUUAAAGGUUUAGAAAAAGAACUUGAGCAAAUACGUGAAAAAAUUCAAAUUGUUAAUGAAAAAAUUGACAGAAUAACAAAAGAAAUUGAUCUUAGUGAACAAAAAUAUGAAGAACUUGAACGACAAAAACAUGAACUCGAAUUACAAAAACGUGAAAAUGAAAAAA
This is a messenger RNA of Rotaria sp. Silwood2, 703 nucleotides long. NCBI's taxonomy places the organism in Eukaryota, Metazoa, Rotifera, Eurotatoria, Philodinida, Philodinidae. The record is from the annotation of a GenBank genome assembly.